Messenger RNA from Effrenium voratum, 840 nucleotides. NCBI's taxonomy places the organism in Eukaryota, Dinophyceae, Suessiales, Symbiodiniaceae. The record is from the annotation of a GenBank genome assembly.
AUGGCCAAAGUUCGCGUGUGGCAGCCGGCCGAAGCCGGCCGCCAGUCGGAGGUGGUGACCAUCUCUUUGCAGCGUCCACGCGACGGGGAGCACUGGCGCCAAUUUCAGCUGCAGCUGGGCGAGUGGUUCCCGGCUCUGAAGUGGCUCAUCAAGGAGUUCCGCCUCAAGAUUGGCUACGAGACGCCGGACGAGGAGGCGGGCAUCCGGUUCUGGCUGGAGCACUUCGCGUCACGCCGCAGCGGCGAAGAUCUCGUCCCCGCGCCGCCCGGAGACUCCUUAUGGCCGACCGCAGAUGAACCCGUGAUGCCAGCCACCAAGUUCGAGGUGCGCCAGGCGAGGCGCUGGACCCUGGAGGAGGUGGAGCGCCAAAUGACCGCCUUCUUUCAGCUCAGAAGGAGGCUGUGCCCGCAGACGCCCAUCUUGGUGCCUCUCAAAGAGCUCCGGGCUCAUUUGGUUCAGACGCCCUUGGCCCACACACCGGAGCAGAUGCGCCUGCACCGCAAAGAGGAGUCAUCGGUCGGCAAGGCACGUGGUACGUCGGUACCGGGCAGGCCUUGGAAACCGGCCGGCGGUGAGGAGAAAGUUCCCCGCAGCAGGUCCACCCACCGCAUCCGGCCCAAGGCCCUAUCGCGGGAGGUGCGCGAACGGCUCUAUCCCAAGUCUCCUGCCCUGAGCAAGCAGACGCCCUUGCCAGAUGACGUGUUCGUCUCAAAGCUGAUUGACCUGGCCAUCCGCUGCGAUGGCGAUGUGAGAAAGGCGUCCCUGCCUGGUUCUGAGGCCUCACCAGAAAGCUCGCGCUGGCGCGAAGGUGUCCACAGCAUGCAGGAGAUCUGGACCUGA